Messenger RNA from Brugia malayi, 402 nucleotides. RefSeq lists its product as uncharacterized. Bases 1 to 402 code for a protein of 133 amino acids. The transcript is spliced from 3 exons. Lineage: Eukaryota; Metazoa; Nematoda; Chromadorea; Rhabditida; Onchocercidae. The record is from RefSeq and is a predicted model, not a curated record.
AUGGCGUAUAUGUGUGUUCUUUCAGCGGGGCUGUUGCUACCGACAACACGCAAAACGCAUCGCGGUGGAGCCAUUCUUUCAGCAGAAAAGCGAAAUGCUCGAAAUUUAGCGGAGGGAUCGACCGGGAAGGAGAAAGGGACAUUCGGAGUGGCCUGCAUUGAAGAACGAACUGGUGUGAACUCGGUGAAAAAUUCAAUACAUGAAGUAGGCAGGGUGCUGAUGGUGUGGCGAGGAAGGGAAGCGGUAGGAGCAGGCAGAACUACCAAAUGGGCUUUGCUUUCGACCUUCCAUCCAUAUUAUUCAUUACCAGAUAAAAGUUGGUUGAACAGAGAUCUCGCAAAGUUUCCUCAGCAAACUACUUGCAUCAUUGACAAAUCAUCUCUUGCACAGGGUUCCGCUUGA